AUGGCUUCUUCUAUCUCUGCGUGCUUCACACCCCAAUCCUUCGCUCGUCGCAAUGGCAAUCGCAGCAAAAUUCGAAACCCUAAAUUUCAGAAACCAAUAGUUCCCGGCGGCGAAGCCACCACCUACACUCGUCUUCCGCUCAAGCACGACUAUUCCUCUCCUUCCCCUCUCUCCCCUCCCGAAAUUAAGCUCUCCGAAUCGGCCCUACCCAUCGAGCACAUCCUCCGUAGUCGCAAACCACGAACUCAGCGACAAGAAGACGUCGUUUUCGAAGGCAAUGCCGAUUUUGAACCUGAAAGCGACGACGAGGACGAAGCCUUCGAGUACUCGGGAGACGAGAAUGUGGAGGAAGAGACUGCGGGCUUGAAGGAGAAGGGGGUGCCGGCGGUGAUGCGGUGUUUCGACCGGGCGAAGAUAUACGUGAAGGCGGGGGACGGCGGGAACGGCGUGGUGGCGUUUCGGCGGGAGAAGUACGUGCCGUUGGGGGGACCGUCGGGGGGUGACGGCGGGAGGGGCGGCGAAGUGUACGUGGAAGUGGACGGGGCGAUGAACUCGCUGCUGCCGUUUCGGAACAGCGUGCAUUUCCGGGCAGGGAGGGGGUCCCACGGGCAGGGGAGCAUGCAGAGUGGGGCAAAGGGGGAGGAUGUGGUGGUGAAGGUGCCGCCUGGAACCUUGAUUCGGAUGAGUGGAGGAGAUGAUGUGUUGUUGGAGAUGGUGUAUCCGGGACAGAAAGCUUUGGUUUUGCCGGGUGGUAGAGGGGGUAGAGGAAAUGCUUCAUUCAAGUCCGGGACUAAUAAGGUCCCCAAGAUUGCAGAGUAUGGGGAAGAGGGCCAUGAAAUGUGGUUGGAGUUAGAACUCAAGCUCGUUGCGGAUGUUGGUAUAGUUGGUGCUCCGAAUGCGGGGAAAAGUACACUUUUGAGUGUUGUUAGUGCUGCAAAGCCGGAGGUGGCUAAUUAUCCCUUUACUACACUGCUUCCGAAUCUCGGUGUUGUUUCCUUUGACUAUGAUUCAACCAUGGUAGUUGCAGACCUUCCAGGUCUUCUUGAAGGUGCACACCGAGGUUUUGGUUUAGGCCACGAGUUUUUACGCCACACUGAGAGGUGUUCUGCCCUGGUACACGUUGUUGAUGGUUCGUCACUGCAGCCAGAUCUUGAGUUUGAUGCAGUUCGUCUAGAGCUGAAGCUAUUUAAUCCUGAACUUGCUGAGAAGCCUUAUGUAGUUGCAUUUAACAAAAUGGAUCUUCCAGAAGCAUAUGAAAACUGGAAAUCAUUCAAAGAAACUUUGCAAUCUCGUGGGAUCACACCUUUUUGUAUGAGUGCUGUCACAAGGGAAGGUACUCGUGAAGUUAUCUCUGCAGCGUAUGAGCUUCUGCGUAGAAGUAAAGAAGAGAAGGAGGAAUAUGAAGAUGGAAAAGAUAUGGUAAAUUUGAAUCAUGUAGCUGAGGCAGUACAGAGGCAGCGGAAUGCAUCCAUCAGUGAUUUUGAGAUUUUUCAUGAGAGUGAUUCCAAUAUUUGGCAUGUAGUUGGAUCUGGAUUGCAACGAUUUAUUCAGAUGACAAAUUGGCGGUACAUUGACUCGGAUAGAAGAUUCCAACAUGUUCUUGAGGCUUGUGGUGUGUACAAGUCUCUCAUGAAACUUGGUGUAAAGGAAGGGGACACAGUAGUUGUUGGAGAGAUGAAGAUGAUAUGGCAUGACUCCUCUGACAAUUCUGGUGCGGCUAGGAUGAAGAAAUUAUCUUCUGAUUCAUUUAAAUGGGCUGAAUGGAAGUAA
This is a messenger RNA of Sphenostylis stenocarpa, 1770 nucleotides long. NCBI's taxonomy places the organism in Eukaryota, Viridiplantae, Streptophyta, Magnoliopsida, Fabales, Fabaceae. The record is from the annotation of a GenBank genome assembly.